AUGUCUGUGCGGCAGAUUCUUUUCUCUUCUGAGCACGUGAGUGAAGGUCACCCUGACAAACUCUGUGAUCAGGUCUCCGAUGCAGUAUUGGAUGCAUGCCUUGCUGGUGACCCCCUUUCAAAGGUUGCUUGCGAGACUUGCUCAAAAACAGGCAUGAUCAUGGUUUUUGGCGAAAUCACCACAAAGACGAUUCUUGAUUACCAGAAGGUGGUUCGCGACGCCGUGAAGGACAUCGGGUUUGACGAUGGUGAAAAAGGUCUAGAUUACCGCUCGUGUAACCUGUUGAUCGCCAUUGAGCAGCAAUCUCCUGAAAUUUGUCAGGGCCUUGGCGAUUUUGAGGGUGAAGAUCUUGGAGCUGGUGAUCAGGGAAUGAUGUUUGGCUACGCAACUGAUGAAACCGAAACCCUUAUGCCUUUGACUUAUGAAUUGGCUCGUGCUCUCGCCAUGAAAUACAGUGAACUUCGCCGCAGCGGUGAACUGUCAUGGGCUCGCCCUGACGCAAAGACUCAAGUCACUGUACAAUAUGAAUAUGAUACUCGUGAUGGCAAGCAAAUUCUUACACCCCAGCGUGUAGCUGUUGUUCUUAUUUCUGCCCAACAUGAUCCUGACGUGACGAAUGAGACUAUUCGUGAAGAUCUCAUGAACAAGGUGAUCAAGACUGUUAUUCCCAAGGAUAUGCUUGAUGAAGACACUAAAUACCACCUGAACCCCUCUGGUCGAUUUGUUAUUGGUGGUCCCCACGGUGAUGCUGGUCUCACUGGACGCAAAAUCAUCGUUGACACUUACGGUGGUUGGGGAGCCCAUGGAGGUGGUGCUUUCUCUGGAAAGGAUCCGUCGAAGGUGGAUCGCUCAGCUGCUUAUGCCGCCCGCUGGAUCGCCAAAUCACUUGUGGCUGCAGGUCUUGCAAAACGUUGCCUUGUACAGCUGGCAUACGCUAUUGGUGUGGCUGAGCCCCUGAGUAUCCAUAUUGAGACUUAUGGUACUGGCAAAUAUGAUGAUGCACGCAUCCUCGAUAUUGUGAAGAAGAACUUCAAGCUCCGUCCCUAUGAUAUUAUCAGAGAGCUUGAUCUUCGCCGACCCAUAUAUCAUAUGACCUCACGUUUUGGUCACUUUGGCCGCGUCGAUAAUAGCGGUAAAGGAGGUUUUACGUGGGAAACACCCAAAGUACUUGAUGUGUCAUGCUAA
Messenger RNA from Trypanosoma theileri, 1185 nucleotides. RefSeq names its product putative S-adenosylmethionine synthetase. The coding region runs from base 1 to 1185 and encodes 394 amino acids. Gene Ontology annotation, cellular component: cytosol. Gene Ontology annotation, biological process: S-adenosylmethionine biosynthetic process. NCBI's taxonomy places the organism in Eukaryota, Euglenozoa, Kinetoplastea, Trypanosomatida, Trypanosomatidae. Gene Ontology annotation, molecular function: methionine adenosyltransferase activity; ATP binding. The record is from RefSeq and is a predicted model, not a curated record. The transcript has a single exon.